UCAGUAGCUGAAUUGGGUCUCAAUCAUGGAGAGGAGCUUCACUCAUUGCUUGGUUCUAGCCAUUUCUUGGGACUGUUUGCCCUGGAGGCAACAGCUGGGGCAAGCUUCAACUAUGGUGAUGCCAUGGAGAAGAGCUUGAUGUUUUUUGAGGCACAGAGGUCAGGGAAGCUGCCGGUGAACCAGAGAGUCAAGUGGCGGGGGGAUUCGGGACUCCGUGAUGGGCUUCUUCAAGGGGUGGACUUGGUGGGAGGGUACUAUGAUGCCGGAGACCAUGUGAAGUUUGGGCUGCCAAUGGCUUUUACAGUGACCAUGCUUUCAUGGGGAGCCAUCGAUUACAGGAAAGAGAUCACAGGCUUGAACCAGAUGGGAGACACACUGGCUGCUAUCAAAUGGGGGACUGAUUACUUCAUCAAGGCACAUACUGAGCCGGAUGUUCUCUGGGGACAGGUGGGGGAUGGAGACUCUGAUCACUACUGUUGGGAGCGCGCAGAGGACAUGACGACACCUAGAAAUGCUUACAAACUUGACCCCAAUCAUCCAGGCUCUGAUCUUGCUGGUGAAACUGCAGCUGCCAUGGCUGCAGCCUCCAUGGCUUUCAAGCUUUAUAACUCUUCCUACUCCAGUCUGCUCUUAGCUCAUGGAAAGCAGCUUUUCUCAUUUGCGGAUAGAUUCAGGGGUCACUAUGAUGAUUCCAUCCAGUGUGCUAGGCAGUACUACACUUCAUCAGGUUACUCGGAUGAGUUACUGUGGGCUGCUGCUUGGCUUUUCCGGGCUACUGGCGAUGAAUACUAUUUGAAGUAUGUAGUGGAUAAUGCAGUCUCUAUGGGAGGAACUGGAUGGGCAGUAAAAGAGUUCUCUUGGGACAACAAAUACGCUGGUGUGCAGAUUCUUCUUUCAAAGGUAUUGAUGGAGGGACGCGGUGGAGCGUACACUUCAACACUGAAUAAGUACCAGGCCAAGGCGGAUUUCUUCGCAUGUGCUUGUCUGCAGAAGAAUGAUGGCUACAAUGUUCCCUUGACUCCAGGUGGCUUAGUGUACUUGCAUGAAUGGAACAACAUGCAGUAUGCCUCAUCUGCUGCAUUCCUUCUUGCUGUCUACUCUGAUUACCUCUCUGCUGAAAAUGCUGUACUCAAAUGCCCAGAUGCCCAAGUCCAACCCUAUGAGCUCCUCAAUUUUGCAAAGUCACAGGCUGACUACAUUCUGGGAAAAAAUCCCAAGUCCAUGAGCUACCUAGUUGGUUAUGGACAGAAGUAUCCAGUCCAUGCUCACCACAGAGGUUCUUCCAUUGCCUCUGUAGCUGUCCUCCACUCUACAGUUGGAUGUGUGGAGGGAUUUGAGUCAUGGUACCAUCGCCCUGAAGCAAACCCUAAUGUUAUUUAUGGAGGUCUUGUGGGAGGUCCCGACAAGAACGAUGGAUUCUCCGAUGACCGGUCCAAUUAUGAGCAGACUGAGCCAACACUUUCAGGCAGUGCUCCUCUUGUAGGCCUCUUCUCCAAGCUGCAGAACCUAAUAGGAACUUCAGGUUCCCAUUCUCAAAAAUCACCUGCGCCCCAUCACCAAAACACACCAAGUUCUUAUGGUAAGGAAAAACCAGCACCCAAUACAUCAGAUGUCCCGGUGGAAUUCAUUCAUUCCAUAACCAACACAUGGACUAUUGGAAGAACAACUUACUACAGGCAUAAGGUGAUCAUCAAGAACAAGUCCCAAAAGCCAAUUACAGACCUCAAGUUGGCAAUUGAAAACCUUUCGGGAACCCUAUGGGGCCUUAACCCAUGUCAAGAGAAGAACACCUAUGAGCUCCCACAAUGGCUGAAAGUACUACAGCCUGGAUCACAAAGCAGUUUUGUUUAUGUUCAAGGAGGCCCCCAAGCCAAGGUUUCAGUUCUUAGCUACCAUUAAGCAUCUCAUCAGAGGAAUUUCAAAUUCAGAUGCAGACAGAUAAGACUAAAGAAAAUUUUCAGUUCUUCCUAUACAUACUAUUAAAUUCCCCAAGUUUGUAGUUUGCUGAUUAUAAUUUUCAGUUCAACAGUAAACUUAAUUGAAGAUAAAUUUAUCUUGAAAA
This is a messenger RNA of Vitis riparia (riverbank grape), 2062 nucleotides long. Its product is annotated as endoglucanase 5. Gene Ontology annotation, molecular function: hydrolase activity, hydrolyzing O-glycosyl compounds; carbohydrate binding. Gene Ontology annotation, biological process: carbohydrate metabolic process. The record is from RefSeq and is a predicted model, not a curated record. Lineage: Eukaryota; Viridiplantae; Streptophyta; Magnoliopsida; Vitales; Vitaceae. The transcript has 11 exons. The annotation marks the transcript as partial.